UUGAACGAUUCACUUUGCAGCCUACUGCGAACUGCUCGUCCUGUAUGACUAUGAUUUUGCACCGAUUCUUGGGGCCUACAUGACCAAGAUUUGGGACGAGAAGAAGCGGGCCCUCAAGGCACUGGACUACUUUGACUUUCUCGAUGACGAUCAGAUCGUAGAAGCUUGCCGAUAUGGGAGACUGAAGCAAUUCGAUCCACUGGAUACCAUAUUCUGUGAGGAUAUAGGAUCCAUGACCAAUGUCCACUUCGUGCUCAGUGGAGAAUGUCUGAUCCUACAGUGUCUGAAUAUAAAGGUUAGUAUGAAAAGGGGUAAAAAGGUAUAUGAUCUUUUGCCGGCGGCUGAAGGUGAUGUGUCCAAAAUGUUUAGAAAAGCCGUGAGAUCCACAUUUUCCUCUCCAAGCACCCACGAAGAUCAGUCAAAAAUUGAUAUUCUUGAUCUUGUGGCAAGUACGAGUUCCAGUUCCACGGGAGAAAAAAGUGCUCUCAACCGCAAGAUGCGAAAAAUGGAUCUAAGAGAUAUAGAAAAAAGAUGCGGCAUGAUCAAAUCGCCGCCACAAAAAUCGCGUUUCACUUGGCGCCGUUCGAUUCGAAAGUCAACGAUGUCCGUAUUUUCUCGCAGUGAAAAUAGGUUGAUCAGUGAAGAUGUGUUUGAGAAUUUUUGGGAAAUGUGCGAGGAUGAAAGUGAUAUCGAAUCAUAUUCAUCGGGCUCAGACUACACGGACAUGGAGUUUAAGCAAUCCUUCCGUUUCGGUCCUGCUUUGAAUAAUAUUACGGAAAUCGAUUACGAUGGGAGUUCUAUUUUUUCGUCAUCCCUAUCCAGUUUCACCUCAAGCAGUGGUUCAUCCACGACACCCACAAUUGAAAGCCAUUUCAUCGAUGUGGGUACCAUAACAUUUGGAGGCAUUUUCGGCUUGGGCGAGAAAAUGGAAAAUCGCGUCAUAAUGGCAAGGAGCACGGUUCAAUGCCUGAUACUUCCCAGAUUUUUCCUGCUGGAGAAGAAACAAAAUCCCGGCAAUGUCUGGGAGCGCAGACUUUUGUAUGUGGGCGUCAUGGUUCCAUCCAGAGAAGCCCUUUUCGCCCACUAUCGUAAAGCUUGUGACUGGAAGAAAUUCAAAAACGAUAUAAUUUCCGAAACCCUGAAGCCCUCCGACAAUGACAACACAAACAUCGAAGACGUUCCCAUAAUUUGCAGAAUUGUAGAAUCACCAGAGGAUCUCAAUUAGUUGUGGAAAAUAAAUUGUUGAUUAAGGGGCGGUUCCGUAUUUUUCAGUUGAGUCAAAGUAUCAGUAUCAAAGUAUCAAAUUAUGACAAUUUGGUUCAGCUGAAAAAUGUAAGAACACCCGAUAAAUUAAACUGUA
Molecule: messenger RNA, 1360 nt
Organism: Drosophila sechellia
Lineage: Eukaryota; Metazoa; Arthropoda; Insecta; Diptera; Drosophilidae
Exons: 5
Coding region: 80-1225 (381 amino acids)
Source: RefSeq, a predicted model, not a curated record